AUGCCUCCACGGCGGUGCACAGCGUCUGCGGGGCAGACAGGAAGCCGAGACAGCAACGUGGAUGGGGUCAUCAUGCAGUGCCUCUCCUGUGAGGAGGAUUACGAGGUGGACGACUCUGGAACCUGCAGGGAGUGCUACCAAGAGGCCAACGAGGCUGAGGAAGAGCUCCGUCUCGAGAUCAGCGACCUCAAAUCGAAAGUCUCCUUCCUCACACUCUCCUCUCCCACCCUCGAUUCAUCUACUGCAGAUAUUGUCCUAGUUGCUGUUGACGACUCUGACGCGGUCCCCAUUCCUGCUCAUAAGCACAUUCUGGUUAGUCGCUCUCCUGUUUUCAAUGCAAUGCUAGAGAAUGAUAUGGAGGAAAGGCGGAGUGGCACCAUCAGGAUUUCUGACGUAUCAGAUGAUACCCUUCGUGCUUUCGUUAACUAUUUAUACACCGCUGAAGCGUCCCUUGAUAACCAAAUGGCCUGUAACCUGUUGGUUUUGGGAGAAAAGUAUCAGGUGAAGCAUCUCAAGACAUACUGUGAGAAGUAUUUGAUCGCCAAAAUGAAUUGGAAUAAGGCUAUUGCAAACUAUGCCUUUGCAUAUCAAUACGAUUGCAAACAAUUACGAAGUGCGUCCUUGGCAGUGAUUUUGGAAAAAAUGGAUUUGCUCACUCAAAAUGAAUAUUAUGCGGAGCUCGUGGACACUAAUCCUCGUCUUGUCGUGGAAAUAUAUGAAACAUAUAUUGGCAAGCAAAUUAAUACUGCAGGGGCGUUUUAG
Sphenostylis stenocarpa is the source of this 762-nucleotide messenger RNA. The record is from the annotation of a GenBank genome assembly. Lineage: Eukaryota; Viridiplantae; Streptophyta; Magnoliopsida; Fabales; Fabaceae.